Molecule: messenger RNA, 1577 nt
Organism: Suillus paluster
Lineage: Eukaryota; Fungi; Basidiomycota; Agaricomycetes; Boletales; Suillaceae
Exons: 8
Coding region: 70-1092 (340 amino acids)
Biological process (GO): fatty acid elongation
Cellular component (GO): endoplasmic reticulum
Molecular function (GO): ketoreductase activity
Source: RefSeq, a predicted model, not a curated record
UAUUUUGUCACGAGUAACGUGACUGCUAAAACAAAGCCCGUAGUCUAAGACGCGUACUUCAACGCCACGAUGGACGCUGCUGCUCUCAGAAUUAGGUUUCUGGAUCAAGUCAAUAACUGCCCUUGGCCGUAUGCACUAUUGCUCUCUCUCGGUGUCCUGACAUUUGCACGCUUUACUUUCAAGACUCUUGUGGUCUUCUUGCAGACCUUCAUUCUUUCUGGGACAAAUCUCAAGAAAUUUGGCGCUAAGAAAGGAGCAUGGGCAGUCGUUACGGGUGCUUCAGAUGGAAUUGGGAGGGAGUUCGCAAUUCAGCUAGGUUCAGCAGGGUUCAAUGUCUUGCUCGUUGCACGGAAUAGCAAGAUGUUGAACGACGUGGCAGUCGAGAUUGCUACGAGAACAAAAUCUGCAGUUGAAACUAAGAUCUACCUUAUUGACUUCACCCAAAACGACGACCUUAAAUAUAAUGACCUAAAAGCUCUCCUUCAGACCCUCGACAUUGGUGUCCUCGUGAACAACGUCGGAAAAUCCCAUACCAUGCCUACUUAUUUUGCUGAAACUAUGGAGCAAGAAAACGCUGACAUCGUCGCCAUUAACGUGAAUGCAACGAUCCGCAUUACGCAUGCAGUCCUCCCUGGUAUGGUUCAGCGGAAACGUGGGUUGAUCCUCAACCUUGGCUCCUUCGCAGGUCUGGUGCCUUCUCCAAUGCUGGCGACAUAUAGUGGUACCAAGGCAUUCCUUGCAACUUUCACCAGCGCCCUCGCAGACGAGGUUCGGUCCCAUGGUAUCGUCGUACAACACCUCAAUACUUACUUCGUCGUCUCCAAAAUGUCUAACAUCCGACGCACGUCUGCACUCAUCCCCAGCCCCGCAUCCUACGUGCGCGCAUGCCUCUCCAAAAUUGGGUUCUCCUGCGGCGCAGCACUUACUGGACGCCCAGACACGCUCACAGCGUUCUGGAGUCACGCGCUCGUCGAUUAUGCUAUGCACGUCGUUGGAUUGAAGACCCAGUUUAUUGUUUAUACCCAUUCGCUUCAUAAGGAUAUCAGGAGAAGGGCACUCAGGAAGCUGGAGAGGGAGGCCAAGAAGGAGUAGACAGUUUGAUCCGCUGAACUCAGAAUGUGAGCACCCUGUCGUAGAUCAUCCAGAUCUUCGAAUUGUUUCUCUUAUCUAAUUGCGCGAGCACAUUGCGAUACCCAGUCCUGCUCUUCAUAUAGUAUUCAUGUUAGCCUCGCUCUGCCAUAUGAUCCAAACACUCUGCUUUACUUUCGAUAUCCAGGCUCGGUUUCUAUUCAGAUGGUCCCUCCAAUAUCGGUCACUCUAGUACUAUGGUUGAAGAAGUUGCGCCACCUGCGGUGAUCGUUUUACAUGUUGGAACGUGCGAGCGCCGCUGAUCACAUCACUGUGAUUAACACGCUAGAGGACGUAGGAGCGACUCGAGGGGCGUUAAUGGCCACUGAGCCUUCCGGCAUUAAAUCGGACUCGUGAAUCAGUGAGAUCUAGCUUUGCUCGCGAUAUGCAGGCUUGUUGUCAGUCGAGGCUGCUUCAAUGCCAUAAACAACUCAGGGAAUCCAUAGAGC